Messenger RNA from Gadus chalcogrammus (walleye pollock), 2541 nucleotides. RefSeq names its product integrin alpha-8-like. The record is from RefSeq and is a predicted model, not a curated record. Gene Ontology annotation, cellular component: external side of plasma membrane; integrin complex. Lineage: Eukaryota; Metazoa; Chordata; Actinopteri; Gadiformes; Gadidae. Gene Ontology annotation, molecular function: integrin binding. Gene Ontology annotation, biological process: cell-cell adhesion; cell-matrix adhesion; integrin-mediated signaling pathway.
CUCGGUGCAGAGCGAGUAGAACGGGUUAACUGACAUUGUGGGGGACUGGACGAGCAGAGGAGGACCAUACCUGCACGGAGGCGUUCAUCUCUCUCUCUCUCUCUCUCUCUCUCUCUCUCUCUCUCUCUCUCUCUCUCUCUCUCUCUCUCUCUCUCUCUCUCUCUCUCUCUCUCUCUCUCUCUCUCUCUCUCUCUCUCUCUCUCUCUCUCCCUCUCUCUCUCCCACUCUGCCUAAUGGUGUACCUAUAGCCUCCGCAAUAUCCCGGACUUUCUGCAGGAUUUAUUUUUAUUCCCAGAGACGAUGAGUGUGUGGGACUGCCUGAGUGUUUCUCCCAGGUCGUUCCGAGGAUGUGUGUUUGUGCUCUGGUCGGUGUUCUCUACAGUCUGGAGUUUUAACAUCCAGGCGGACCGUCCCGCCGUUUACCGGGGACCCGGUGGGAGUUACUUUGGAUACUCAGUGGACUUCUACCAAGCGACCGCCGAAAGUAACACGAUGAGUGUUCUGGUGGGGGCCCCCAAGGCCAACACCUCCCAGCCAGGUAUUGUGGAGGCGGGGGCCGUCUACUACUGCCCCUGGCCCGGCGGGGCCGACAGCUGCAGACAGAUACCCUUCGAUAACGCCAAUAACAGGAUGAUUAAGGUGAACGGCAGCAGGGAGCCUCUUGAGUUCAAGUCUCACCAGUGGUUCGGUGCGUCGGUCAGAACACACAAAGGCAAAGUAGUGGCCUGUGCUCCUCUGUACCACUGGCGGACGGUGAAGCUGAGUGGGGAGAGGGACCCCGUGGGGACGUGCUACGUGGCCGUGCAGAACUUCAGCGCCUACGCAGAGUACUCACCCUGCAGGACCAAUGACCCAGACCCGGAGGGCCAGGGCUUCUGUCAGGCGGGCUUUAGUGUGGACUUCACAAAGGAAGGACGACUGGUGGUUGGUGGGCCUGGAAGCUUCUAUUGGCAAGGUCAGGUGAUGACAGCAGGGAUUGCUGAGAUACUGAAUGGUUACUCGCUGAAGGCGGUGCUGAGACGAGUUCCAGGAGAGAAACACACCAGUGCUGCUGCAGACACACACGACGACAGCUACCUUGGUUACUCUGUGGCCGUGGGAGAGUUCACAGGGGACUCGGAGCAAGAGCUGAUUGCCGGGGUUCCCAGAGGGGCUCAGAACUUUGGCUAUGUGGCAAUGAUCAACUCAACCAAUUUGACCUUCAUCCAGAACUUCAGCGGAGAGCAGAUGGCCUCCUACUUUGGCUACUCUGUGGCUGUAGCCGACCUGAACGGGGACGGGAUGGACGACGUGCUGGUUGGCGCGCCGCUCUACAUGGAGAGAGAGAUGGAGAGCAAGCCCCGGGAGGUGGGCCGCGUGUACCUGUACCUCCAGCUGGCCCCACUCACCUUCUCCCAGCCCAUCCCCAUCACAGGGACCUACACCUUCGGACGCUUCGGCACCGCCAUCGCAACGCUGGGAGACAUCAACCAGGACGGGUUCAAUGACGUGGCGGUGGGUUGUCCGUUCGGCGGGGACGACCGCGGUGGCCGUGUCCUGAUCUUCAACGGCCGCAGAGAUGUGGCUGCCCGGGGCCUGGCCCUGAGCCAGGAGCUGCGAGCGGCGGCGCCCGCGGCCGGGGGUCUGCCCGGGUACGGGUUCACCCUGAGAGGGGGCCAUGACCUGGACAACAACCACUACCCUGACCUGAUAGUUGGGGCGUUCGGAGUGGGGGAGAUUUCCGUUUACAGAGCCCGUGCCGUGGUGUCUGUAGAUGCUUGGAUGGUCCUGACGCCCAAGAUCCUAAACGCGGACGAUCGACAGUGUGUUCUACCUGACACCGACUUCAUGGUCACCUGCCUUAAGGUGAAGGUGUGUGCGGCUGUGAGUGGCGUUGGGAUCCCUGACUCCGUGGACCUGACAGUGGAGCUGCAUUUGGAUUGGCUGAAAGGAACCAGGGGCGGAGCUAAGAGAGUCCUCUUCCUGGAUAACCAGCAGCAUCAGCGCACCACACUUCUCAAGCUGGGACAUCACCACCCACACAAGUGCUUCACCUACACUGUGUACCUGAAAGAGGAGGACGAGUUCAGAGACAAAUUAACUCCGAUCUCAUUGGCUCUGAACUACAGCCUGGCCCAGCCCACUCAUGGCCAAGACCUUCCACCUGUCCUUAACUAUUACAGCAGCACCUUCCUCCAAGAACAGGCCUACAUCCUGCUGGACUGUGGCGAGGACAACCUAUGUAUCCCUGACCUCCAGCUCUCCGCCAGCAUGGACCGACCGGAGCUGGUGAUCUGCGAUGAGAACCUGGUGAUGCUGACCAUCACAGUGCUGAACCGGGGGGAGGGGGCGUACGAGACGGAGCUCCACGCAACACUUCCUGCUGAGGCUGAUUACAUAGGAGUGGAGCGCAGGGUGGAGCCAGUCCAGGGAGUGGAGGAUUGGUGUAGUGUGGGAGAGCCUCUGUCGGUUGAAGACCAGCCGGGCUGCGGCAGUCUGGAUGAGCUGCAGAGGACGAAUAGCGCAUGCAGGCAGACCAGCCACAAGGAGGUCACAGUCUAG